Molecule: messenger RNA, 925 nt
Organism: Lates calcarifer (barramundi perch)
Lineage: Eukaryota; Metazoa; Chordata; Actinopteri; Centropomidae
Gene: morn2
Product: MORN repeat containing 2
Exons: 6
Coding region: 161-568 (135 amino acids)
Source: RefSeq, a predicted model, not a curated record
CCCGCAUCUCUUUCAUUGGUCGAAACUCAGGGUUCAAAGUUUCUUUUCCGGUGUCCGGUAACGUUUGAGCGAGGAAACGAACAACACUUUAAAUUGGCCGGUGAACAGCGUUUGUUGUCGGUUCUCACAGCCAUCUGCCAGCUGGGGGAAGCUGUCACGGAUGAUGUCUGGGGAAGGACCCAUCAAGGUGUCCUACGUUUUCCCAAAUGGAGACAGAUAUGAGGGGGAGUGCAGCAAGUCUGCAUCUGGAGCAAUGGUGAGGAGCGGCACUGGGAAACACACCUCAGCAAAUGGGAUCAUAUACACUGGAGAGUGGCACGAGGACAUGAUGCAGGGCAGGGGGACCCUGCAGCAUCCCUCUGGAGCAGUAUAUGAAGGAGAAUUCAAAGACAACAUGUACCACGGCACAGGAACAUACACCUUCCCAGAUGGCUCUACUUACAAAGGCCAUUUUCACAAGAACAGGAUGGAAGGAGAAGGGGCAUUCACUAACACACAAGGACUGGUUUGGACGGGAGAGUUUCAUGGCAAAGCAGCACUGGGCCUGAGAAUGCAGCACAACAUUUAGGCAGUGUAUAAAACACAUUAAACUAAGGAUGAGGAUUUCCCCCCUCAGGGCACUGUAUUCUCCAGAAUUCCUUAUUUACACGUGAUAAAUUUACCGCUCAGAUAAACCUGUGUUUCUGCUCAAAACCUCUGAGAUCAGUCAUCCAUGUGUUUCUGUGUAUCGGUGGUUAAAUAUCCAUGAAAUCAGUGAGUCAUGUCUCCUGCUCUGAGUCACUCUCUCAGCUCUGUCUCCUGCUUUACUGGUCGUGGUGCUCCGACACAGCAAGUGUCUCUUUAUGUGAGCUUCAUUUCACUCUAAGAAUUAUUUAUGACUCAAAUAAAAUUUAAAAAACACCCGAAUAAAACUCCCUGGUUAGAC